CGCCUCGUCACCCGGGCUGAAGAGGCGCUUCUUCUCCGCUCCAGGCCCAGGCGCCCCCUCAGGGUCGUACCUGCCGCCGGCAGCCGCAUGAGCUCUCGGCGGCUCCUCCCGCGGGCAGCGCCUCCCCCCUUAUGGAGGAGCCGCUCCCUCGUCGCCCUCCUCCUCCUCCUCUCCCCGCAUGGAGCCUUUCGCAGCCCGCAGCCCGCGCCGCCCCGCUCACCCGCCGCUGCCGGCGGACGGCGCGGACGGCGAAGAGGAUGAGGGCGCGGCGGCGGCGGCCACGGCCAGCUGGAGGACGGCGGCGUCGGGAGUGGCCUCGUGCGAUGGCGGCGGCGGCCUGCUGUGGACGGCCGUGUUCGAGUACGAGGCGUGCGGCGAGGACGAGCUGAGCCUCCGCCCGGGCGACGUGGUGCAGGUGCUCUCGCAGGACUCGCAGGUGUCCGGAGACGAAGGCUGGUGGACCGGCCAGCUCGACCAGCGCGUCGGCAUCUUCCCCAGCAAUUACGUGACCAGCAGCUGCAGCAGCAGCAGCCGUCUCUGCCUCCGCCAGGGGGGCGCCGCCGAGCUCCAGUCCCGCUACUCGCAGACGCCCGCCAUACAGUUACGGGAGAUUGACUUCUCUGAGCUGGUUCUGGAGGAAAUCAUUGGAAUUGGAGGCUUUGGGAAGGUCUAUCGUGCAAUUUGGCUUGGAGAAGAAGUUGCCGUCAAGGCAGCUCGGUAUGAUCCAGAUGAAGACAUCAGUGAGGCUAUUGAGAAUGUCCAUCAAGAAGCCAAGCUCUUUGCCAUGCUAAAACACCCCAACAUAAUUGCACUUAAAGGCGUAUGUCUAAAGGAACCUAACCUUUGCUUAAUCAUGGAGUUUGCCCGUGGAGGGUCACUGAAUAGGGUGCUGUCUGGUAAAAGAAUCCCACCAGACAUACUAGUGAAUUGGGCUGUCCAGAUUGCUGGAGGAAUGAACUAUCUGCAUGAUGAAGCAAUUGUUCCUAUUAUACACCGGGAUCUGAAGUCCAGCAACAUAUUGAUACUUGAGAAAGUGGAAAAUGGAGACCUAAACAACAAGAACUUGAAGAUCACAGAUUUUGGCUUAGCCAGGGAAUGGCAUAGGACGACCAAAAUGAGUGCUGCUGGGACGUAUGCUUGGAUGGCUCCUGAGGUCAUCCGUUCCUCCAUGUUUUCUAAAGGCAGUGAUGUGUGGAGCUAUGGUGUGUUGCUUUGGGAACUACUAACUGGGGAAGUACCAUUUCGAGGAAUUGAUGGCCUAGCAGUAGCAUAUGGUGUUGCCAUGAAUAAACUUGCCCUUCCUAUCCCUUCAACCUGCCCGGAACCUUUUGCCAGACUGAUGGAAGAUUGUUGGAAUGCUGACCCACAUUCAAGGCCCUCCUUUGCCAAUAUUUUAAACCAUCUAACCAACAUUGAGGAGUCUGGUUUCUUUGAAAUGCCAAAGGACUCAUUCCAUUCCUUGCAAGAAGAUUGGAAAAUUGAGAUCCAGGAGAUGUUUGACCAACUCAGGGCCAAAGAAAAGGAACUGCGGACAUGGGAAGAAGAAUUAACCAGAGCCGCUGUUGAACAAAAGAACCAUGAGGAGUUUCUGCGGCGACGGGAGCAGGAGCUGGCAGAGCGGGAGAUUGACAUAUUGGAAAGGGAACUCAACAUAAUUAUCCACCAACUGUGUCAGGAGAAGCCGCGUGUGAAAAAACGUAUGGGCAAGUUCAGGAAAAACCGGCUCAAGUUGAAAGAUGGCAAUCGCAUCAGUCUUCCUUCUGAUUUCCAGCACAAGUUCACUGUACAGGCUUCUCCAACGAUGGAUAAAAGGAAAAGUUUGAUCAGUAGCUGCUCCAGCCCUCCUGCCAGCCCUACCAUCAUUCCUAGGCUCAGAGCCAUCCAGUUAACUCCCAGUGAAAGCUGCAAAACAUGGGGGCGCAACUCUGUAUGCCAGAAGGAAGAGGAAGGAGGAGAAGAAGAAAAAAGAGGCCAGAAGAAGAAAGGUCGCACGUGGGGCCCAAGUUCUCUUUGUCAUAAGGAGCUAACAGCAGGCGAGGAUGGUCUAAAGUGUUUGGAUGGAUCCAAACAGUGGUCAUCUAGUGCGCCAAAUCUAGGGAAAGUUCAGAGAACACCAGUCAUUUUCCCAGGAUUUACAAGCCUAACAGAGAUGGAGAAUGAAGACAGUGAUUCUUUGAAAAACGGAGAGACCAAGAUGCAGCAAUCACCUGGGUCUAACCAAUCAUACCUCUGCAUCCCAUUUCAGAGAAGUGAGGACUGGGAUGGCCAGUCCAGUGAUGCCAAUGAGGAAACCACUCCUAUGAACUCUACCACAAGCACCCCUCAGCUCACCCCCACUAACAGCCUGAAACGUGGAGGUUCCCAGCACAAACGAUGCGAGCUUGCCUUUCUGGGCUGUGGGGCUGUCUUAGCUGCUGCUGGCCUGGGCUUUGAUCUUUUGGAGGCUGGCAAGUGCCAGCUGCUAAGCCAGGAUGAGCUGGAUGCCCCCAAGGAAGAGAAGAAGAAACGUGAUAGUAUUUUCCAGCGGGCUGGACGUUCCCGUCGGAGCACCAGCCCACCUUCAAGGAAGCUCUUCAAAAAAGAGGAGCCGACAUUGUUGCUGGGCGAGCCAUCCAACUCCCUGACCCUUCUCUCUUUGUCUUCCAUUUCUGAAUGUAACUCAACCCGUUCCCUGUUACGCUCAGACAGCGAUGAGAUUGUGGUCUAUGAGAUGCCAGUCAGCCCCGUGACAGUGAAGGCUCCCUUGCCAGUAGUUAGUCACCCACUAGUUAAUAUCUGUGUUGAAAGGUUCAAGCGAGAUCCCAACCAGUCCUUGACUCCCACACAUAUGACUCUCUCUUCUGAAGCCCGCCAAAGGGGGCACAGACGGACUCCCUCUGAUGGUGCCAUAAAUGUGACUGGUCCGCUUGCCAAUGGAUCCCCUUCCAGGAAUUCUUCUGCAGCAGCAUUAGGAUCAGGUGUAUUAAAAACUCCCAGUCCAAGUCAGGGUCCAAAUGAAGUCCCUCGACUGCCAGACCCCAACCUCAUCUUUCCUCCAACCCCCAGGCGCCAUAAUGCUCAGCAAGACUCCAUGCUGGAGAGACCCAAGACCUUGGAAUUCCUACCUAGGCCACGCCCUUCAGCUAACAGGCAGCGGGUUGACCCCUGGUGGUUUGUAUCCCCCAGUAAUGCUAGGGGCGAGUCCUCUGCUAAUAGCUCCAGUACUGAAACUCCCAGUAACCUGGACUCCUGCUUUGCCAGCAGUAGCAGCACUGUUGAAGAGAGGCCUGCACUGCUUUCUUUCCGUGUCAGAUUGCCUGAAGAGGAGCGGACACUGUUGGACAUGGAUGUUGAAGGGCAGAGCCAGGACAGCACCGUGCCGCUAUGCAGAACUGAACUCAGAACACGCAAACCUGCAGCAUAUGAACUCAAGCAAGAGUUCUGGUCCUAGCAUGAAAUCCACAAGGGAUUGGUAAGCUCCUUUAGAUUCAGUUCUACUUCUUGCACUAAGAAUGCACUUUGAAGACAGGUGAAGUAGAGAGAUGCUGCUGAGGUCAUAUCACAGUGCUGUGUCCACUAACAGAUAUGGUAUUGGGGUACCUGGCCUUUUGUAAGUACAUGUAGCUAAGCUACACAGAGCUGCUGACUCUUCUUGUGGGGUUUCCUGUGGUCUUCCUUGUAUUUUCAUUACAGUGUUAAACUGCAACAAGUAAUGUGGGCAAGUAAGCCUCCAUUCUUGACCGUCAAGAACUCAGAUACCCUCUGUUGGUAUGGGUUUUGUAAUAACCUCAACUCCUACCUUUUAAAUGCAAUGAUAAGCAGUGUUUGUCUACACUGUUACAAUGCAGGAAUAUAUAUAAAGGUUUAAGUGUGUCUGAACCAGCAUUCUUGUUGCAUUUGAUUGAGCUUUUCUCCCUUGAUGUCCCAGAACAAAUGUUCACUCAUUUUUGGUAUGCAUACAGUUCCUCCUCCUAGAACUGGCCGCUGGGGGGGUGGGGCAUUCAGGAUCUUGCCAAUGACCCAUAGCACCCACCUCUAUACUUUUUAUGCAUCGUGCUGAAAAAAGGCGGAGCCACCUGUUUCUUAGUUUCUGAAAGUAAAUGUUAAAUAAAAAAGGGAUGUCUCAGGUUGCAGUGGUGCAAAAGGAUUGGGGCAAUGGGGUGGAGCUCUGAUAGUGGAGAACUAGAGGUGGGACUCUGAGAUUUUGGCUUGGACCCAUCAUACAUGAGCAUGAAGUUUAAUGAGACACAACCAGGAAGUGGUGAAACACAAUGAUUAAUCUUGUAAUUUGAUAUGAAACAUUGCAUUCUUUCACAAAUUUUGGUAGUACAUCGCAUGAAAAACUGCCAGUCAGGAUAUGCCCUUUCCCCCCUGAAUCUUACUUCAUUUAGGUAAGUAAUUUCCAGAUUUAAUAAUCAAUUUGUCCCCCCAUUGUUGAGCUGACAAAUAGCCCACCCCCAAUACCAUGUACAUGGCUAUUCUAUUCCAAAAAGAAAAAUCACAGUGAGCAUUAUAGAGAUUCUGGUGGAGAGAAACAGCUUGCACACUUGACCUUAAUGACAAGACUUGGGGAUACUUGGAAAGCAAAUAGAAGUCUCCAGGUCUCAGCAGGAACUGAAGAGCACAUGCAGUCCCACUGGUCUAGUAUCAAAUAGUGCUCAGAGCAUAACAGAGCUUAUUACCCCCCCCCCUCUGCAAUCUCCUCCCCCACCAUCUCAGAUUUCAGGAGGACUACAUUAUGCCUCCAAAGUUCAGCAUUUUGUCAUGUAAGGCCCCUUCCAGGACCUUUGGUGUGCAUGAAUUUUGGCAAGCUACUGAGGCCAGCCAAAAUCCCUGGACCCCUGCUGCUAUCACACUCUUGUAUGACUAGAUCUAUUUCUCCCAUCUGGUUUUAAAUUAUUGUUGCCAUAUUAAAAUAAAGACCUAUCUGAAGUUUUGAAAAAGGUGUUUAAAACCUCUCUCAUGUAAGUUUCCUUUUUUAUUCCUAGGCUGUAAUCCCUUUUGCCUAUGUUCCUGACAUGUCAUGAAUUGUAUCUAUAGCAGUUUACUACUUAUCUCUGUUGAAAAAGUGGGUAUAGAUCAUUACUAGGAAUCAAAAGUGGUCACUCUUAAGGGGUUUUGUGUAAACUUGUAGAAAUAUUGUUGUCUAGCAUCUAAAUAAUAAAAAUCUGAAAAUCUGUGCUAGUUCAGGUUUAAUUUUGGUUCUGCCACCAGCUUGCUGUAUGACAUUGGGCAAAUCACUUUUGCCAUAUGUGCCUCAGUUUCUCCAUCUGUACCAAGAGCUACCUCAUGCAGCAGAAGUGUAGUCUUAUUGUGCAAGUUGAACCAUAUCAGUGCACCUUAAAUAGAAGUGGGGCUAUACAACUUUGUAACUUUAUUGAGUUCUAUAUGCUGAGGAAGCAGUCCCCCUCUGGCAGUUUUAGUGCUAUGUAAGUGAUCUGCUAGUUCAAGGUGAGUUUGUGCUCUAUGCCAGUCCAGAUGAGCCAAUAUAAUCUAUAUUUUCUUGAAGACAUGUAGACUGUCUAAAUGGCUCACUCCAUGAGAGUCAAGCCCUGCUUAGCAUUUAACUUACUGCAGUUAUAAGCACCUGCAAGUCAAGGGUGGUUCAUUCCUAACUCUGGUACUGGUAAUUUGAAGUCAGCAACUUUCCUUAUUCUAGAUUGCAUCCAUUAAAAAAAAUUAGACGAGCCCUGGCAGGGUCUUGCCCUUGCCCUUGAACUCUGAACUUUAGGAAAGGGGUGGGGGAGCCCGUGGGCCCCCAAAAUACUGUUGGGCUACAGUUUCCAUCACUCCGGACCAUUGGCCAUGAGGACUGGGGCUGAUGGGAGUUGGAGCCCAAGAACAUCUGAAAGGCCACAGGUUCCCUGUUCCCACUUCAUGGUGAUGUUUAGGCACUAUACCUUUUUAAAGAAUUCAGGCCCAUUACUAAAACUGUGUGAUUACCAUUAUGAUUUAAAUAAUCAUAGUCCAAGAACCUGCAGUGCAGGAAUCUUUUGCCCAAUGUGGGGCGUGAACCCAUGACCCUGGGGUUAAGAGUCUCAUGCUCUACCAACUGAGCUAUCCCAGCUCUGCAGCUGAUGUACAUUCUGCAUCAAAUGCAGCUUUCAGUACACCAUUUCUUUAAAGCUGUUGCCUUUUAGGACACCAAAUUGUCCUUCAGGAACAUCAGUUUCCUAGUAUGAAAUCUCUAUAAGCCCACAGUAUGCAAGUUUCCUACUUGUAACUGACCUUUGCAUGGUCCUCUGUGCAAUCAAACAACACCCCUCUUCAUUUUCUGCUGCAAGAGUUUCUUGCAGUUUCUUCACUACUUCCACAACGGCUGAGUGAAAGGUGCUUGCUCCUCUUCUCCCAAGCUCUUCCUGAGAGGAGAAGGCAGGCAUCCUAGGUUGUCAGCCCAAAUUCUUGUGGUUCUGGAGGUUGCUGUGCAUACCUGGAGAUUCCAUUUGUAUAACUCUGCAGAUGACUACUUUAACAUUAAUAACAAUUUAAUAUCUGUGUUUCUAUUUUUGAUCAGGAUGCCAAAUCCAAAACAACUUUUUUAAUUUUUUGGCUUGCAAAAUCAGCUUUCUUGAAGAGCUCAUGUUUGCCAGCACUUAACUACUUAAGGUGAUUUGCUUGGGUCUCCUUUAUGGGUCUGGUUUAUGUUUUGUUGAAAGGCUGUGUUCAUGUGGAGUAAUUCCGCAUGUAGGAUGUUUCUCAUAGGCUAGUCCCUGUGAUCUUGCAUGCCCAGGUGUAGCAUACUCUCACGUCUGAUGUUUGUGUAGGUGCAAUGUGACAAAUGUUUUGUAAGGCACCUUGUAGAGAGAGUUUGGUUCUUGAUAUCUGCUGAUUCAGUCUACUGUGCUGAACCCCCCUCAGGGCUUUUGUCCCAAUUGCCAUGUUCACAAAAGUAUCUCGAACGCAGUAGCAUUAGAAAGCACUCCCCAACCCACUCCCAAAAUUAAUAUUACAAUCUGUUUACUACAUAAAUGCUACUGUGUGCUUUGUUUUGUGAUGGUGGUUAAGUGAUGUUGGAGCCUGCCUUUUAACUUCGGCUCAGCUGUAAGCUGGCAGUGGGAAUGACUGACAGCCCCUCCCCCCCAAAAAAACAAGCUUUGUGACACAACCUGUUGUCUCUUACCCUUUGGGGCUUAAAAAUGGUAAUUAAAUGGCAUCAGUGACUGGUUUGUUUCACUGUAGCUAACACAUCUACAGGUUACACUUUUGCAUAAUCUACUGUAUCUCUGUUCUUUGUCAAUGUGUUAUGUGCAUACCUUUGAUACAUUUUUAAUUUAUGCUAGAGAAUAAUAACUAAAUUAAAAUGGAGCUAAUUGAAGUUGAUAAUAUAUGUUUGCUUUUCUCUUUGCUUCCCCUCCCUGGAUGUAUGGUGGGGGAUGGGAAAGUAAAACAAGGGUGCCAAGCAGGCUUGGUUCAAUGGCUACAAUUAUUAUUGUAUUACAGUGUAAUGCUAUUCUAGGCCUUGUCUCAAGAUUAGAGCACACAAACUUGAAUAAAACCGUUAUAAACACCAA
This is a messenger RNA of Podarcis raffonei (Aeolian wall lizard), 7490 nucleotides long. RefSeq names its product mitogen-activated protein kinase kinase kinase 9 (gene MAP3K9). Gene Ontology annotation, molecular function: JUN kinase kinase kinase activity; ATP binding; protein binding. NCBI's taxonomy places the organism in Eukaryota, Metazoa, Chordata, Lepidosauria, Squamata, Lacertidae. Gene Ontology annotation, biological process: protein phosphorylation. The transcript has 11 exons. The record is from RefSeq and is a predicted model, not a curated record. The coding region runs from base 179 to 3430 and encodes 1083 amino acids.